Messenger RNA from Phlebotomus papatasi, 570 nucleotides. RefSeq names its product NTF2-related export protein (gene Nxt1). The transcript has 3 exons. The record is from RefSeq and is a predicted model, not a curated record. Gene Ontology annotation, cellular component: nuclear pore central transport channel. The coding region runs from base 118 to 540 and encodes 140 amino acids. Lineage: Eukaryota; Metazoa; Arthropoda; Insecta; Diptera; Psychodidae. Gene Ontology annotation, biological process: protein import into nucleus.
GAUGUUGAGUAUUUGCGAUAAAAGUGACAGAAGUAUUCUAACCUCAAAAAUUGUUUUGAUUGCCGGGCGUCGUUUUCAAAGUGAAACAAUCCUGAUUUAUCUUAAAAGCGCCCCAAAAUGGAUGAAGUAUUGCUGGAUAAAAUGGAUCAGGCGUGCAGGACGUCAGAAGAAUUUACAAAACUCUACUACGAAAGCCUGGACAAAAGACGUCAUCAAAUGUUCCGCCUCUACCUGGACAAUGGAGUCCUCGUCUGGAAUGGCAAUGGGGUGUCCGGAAAAGACGAUAUCCAGAAGUUUUAUCAGGAAUUGCCCGUAUCUGAUCACCAAAUGAACACUUUGGACGCCCAGCCAGUUCUCGAUGCUGCAGUAUCGACACAGCUCACAUUCCUCAUCCAAGUCAGUGGGUCAGUAAAGUUCAGCAAUGACGGUCUGGCACGUCCCUUCCAGCAGACCUUUAUAAUCACAGCCCAGGGAGACAAAUGGAAGAUCGUGAGCGAUUGCUAUCGCCUCCAAGAUGCCAUGUUCAAGGACAGGAAAUAAAUCUCUUUAACAUUUAUACUUAUAACUUUA